Ostreobium quekettii is the source of this 2532-nucleotide messenger RNA. The record is from the annotation of a GenBank genome assembly. Lineage: Eukaryota; Viridiplantae; Chlorophyta; Ulvophyceae; Bryopsidales; Ostreobiaceae.
AUGGCGCGCAAGGCGCCCUCGCCCAAGAUGCCCGGGCCCGGUCCGCCGGCCAGCCGGCGGGGGCCAAUCGAGGGCAGGCCGCCCAACGGCGUGGAGGCGCACAGGAUGCUGAAGGCGGGGACCGGAGCUAGCCAGGGCCAGGGUGAGCAGGCGGGCGGGUACUCCCCCGCGCUGCUGUUCGCCUUUGCGGUGUGUGUGGGGCACCCCGUCACCGUGCAGACCAAGAGCGGGUGCGAAUACGAGGGCAUCUUCCACACGCCGGGCCUGGCGAAGAGCCAGACGCACAUCGUGCUCUGCAAGGCCAGGAAGCUCAGCGGCGAGGGCGACGGGCGGGAGGUGGGGGCGGUGGUGGAGCGCCUGGUAGUGUACAGCCAGGACCUGUGCCAGAUGCGCGCGGUGAACGUGCCGCACCCCGGCGCCCGGAGCCGGGAGGCCGGCGGGCAGGCCCGGGCGAGGGGCGGCGCGGAUCGACGGGACAGCCCGACGGGGGCGGGCGCGUGGCGCAGGGGCCUGGACGCGUUCUCCGGCGACCGGGGGGCCCAGCGGGGCAACAUGGCGGGGCUGAUCGGCCGCGAGCUGCAGCCGUGGAUGCCCGAUGAGUCGCUGGAGGGGUUGGAGGCGCCGCGGGGGGGGCUGGGCGGGGCGUGCCAGGGGCUGGAGGCGGGCCCCCGCACGGACCGGUGGGACCAGUUCGAGGCCAACGAGCGCAUGUUCGGCGUCAAGACGAGCUUCGACCCCAACCUGUACACGUCGAAGGUGAACGAGGCGGAGUCGCGGUACACGCUGGAGCAGGCGGACGCGAUCGCGCGGGAGAUCGAGGCCACGUCGGCGUCGAACAUCCACACCGCCCAGGAGAGGAACCAGCACAUUGACGACUCCGGGCUGGAUGAGGAGACUCUGUUCUCAGCAGUGGGGAUGGACAUGUCAGAGCCAGUUGAUGACAAGCCACAGUCGCCGGCAGGAAACCAGGGCAGCCGGGGGGGGUCGCCCAAGACUGCGAGUUAUGCGGACAUGGUGCGUGGGGGCAAUGGGGCAAUUCGGAUGGCCACUGAGCCGUUGCCCACCCCGAGUUCCAAGGCCCCUGACCAGGUGUCUUCAGCCCAGCAGACGGAUCCGGCUUGGUCAAGACAGGAGGUCAACAAGAUUCACCAGUCCCUUAUUACAAACAAGGACAAGCCAUCGCCUUACGGCUCUCCUUUCAACAAUUCUCCCCUGAUCAGGGACCCAGCGAGCUUUGCGGCACUGAAUUUGAAUCCAGGGGUUACAAGGGUGGACAACGAGACGAUGCAGCAGUUUAGGCGAUUCAAGCAACAGAAGCCCACGAAGGCCCCGAUCGCAACCGAGACGACAAGGGCAGCUUCUAAAGCCCCGCCCCAGGACAGUGCAGGCCCACUGAACAGCAGCACAAGCUCUGCUCCUGGCCUUUGUCCCAACGACCGAGGGGUGAAGGCGUCGCCCCGCUCACAACCCAGGUCGCUCCUAAACUUUCCUCAGCCACCUGCACCCCCGAUGCCUAUCCCGCCACCACCGGGCCAGCCUCCGCCGCCGGGCCAGCCUCCACCGCCGCCCCCGCCACGUGCGAUGAGCCCCUCGUCCAACGUGCCGAUCCUCUUUGGGCAGAUCGAGCCAUCUCUGGUGGGUUAUGGGGAGCCCACGGUCUACGCACAGCCUGCCCCCCCUCCAAGGCCGGCGCCCAGUCCUCGAAUGGCCAGGCACCCGUCGAUCGGGUCGUCCAUCGACAUUGCAUCAACACUUUCGGGAUCCCAAGUGGGCAAUCUCAACCCCUUUGCACGGCCAUUCCUGCCAGGCGCUGGCUUCAAUGGCGGUGCCGCGGAGAGCCAUCAGUCUCCUCGGACGUCAUCCAUUGGAGAAUCAUCCAAGGUGGAGGCCCCGACGUCGGAAGGCUCGGGGGGCGCAUCGGAUGCCGUGGACACGGAGUCAUCAAGGCUGGGCAAGGUGCUCAGCUCGCCGGAGCCUGGAGCCAUGGGGCCGAUGGACGUGAGGCUGCACCAUCACAUGCCUGCCCCACCUCCCCCAGGCCCAAAGGACCAGCCCCCGCCCCCCAUGGGCCACCUUGGUCGGCGCUCUCCCCAGCUCAUGCCACACCAGAUGAUGCCGCAGCAGAUGGCGCCCCCACCACCCGGCCAGCCACCCCCGCCGCCCCACCGAGGCGUGCCCUUCUACCCCGAUGCUGGGAGAGGCCCACCCAUGAUGCAAUACCCGCAUCCCAUGUGGCAGGGCGGCAUGGCCCCGAUGGGUCAGCCUGGGCCGCAGAUGAUGACGCCGUUCUACCCGGGGCCCCCAAUGGGUGCCCCGUACGCAAUGCACUACUUCGCUGGGCCCAUGAUGCCGCCUCCAGGCGCAUUUCAGCCCUAUCCCCCCAUGCACCCCAUGCAGGGCCCAGGCAUGCAGCAGCCGCAGCCGCCUCGUCCCUUGAGAGACAACCCCCCACGGCCGAGAGGGAGCCGGGGGGGCAGGAAGUCCAACGGCGGAAGGGGGUACGCCGCCCCGAGGAGAGGCCCGGGGCCUUGA